AUGCAGUAUGGUUCGUUCCAAAGUGCCUAUGAUCAAAUCAAGUCGAGUGCCAAAUCAUUUGCUGACAACGUUCCAUUAAUCCUUCCAGGAGAUUUUGAUCUCAACAGACAAGACAGCAUGCUAACUGUCUGUCCUCUCAAUAAUUUCAAUGCUUAUCUCAAGAAUCUAGAGCCCACUAAUCUGACGGAUUUCAACUCCCUCCGAGAAUUCAAGGUCCCAGAUGCUAACAAAGUAGAUUGGCCCAAGAGUGAGCAAGCUGCAUCUCACAUAUUGGUGCGAAUCAAUUUUGCAGCGGACCUUGCCCUCUCCCCGGAUGAGUAUAUUGCUCAUCUUCGGUAUUUCCUGGAUCUGGGCAGAACAAGAGCCAUAUAUAAGUUGUUGAAUGAGCACAAUAUUGACGUGAUAAUUGGGCCCGCAGACAGCCAGUUCAUAAACAUUGCUGCCGCCGCCGGCUACCCAGUGGCCUCCUUGCCUCCGGGGUGUCUUGAUGAUAAAGUACUUGCUAUUGCUGGCGCGAACCAUGAGGUAAAAUUGUUCGAAACAAUGGAUAAUUGGUAUGCUACUUGCGGUCCUAUGGAGCCUUUACCUUUAGUCGCAGAAGGCCUGGAGGCAGAGGUAUCUAGCUGA
Molecule: messenger RNA, 627 nt
Organism: Clonostachys rhizophaga
Lineage: Eukaryota; Fungi; Ascomycota; Sordariomycetes; Hypocreales; Bionectriaceae
Source: the annotation of a GenBank genome assembly